AUGCCGAGUGCUUUAGGCAGUAGUCGAAAAACGCAGUAAGUAAUUUUUUAUUUCAAACGAAAUUGUGGGUUGCGUGUCAAAUAAGUGGGUGUGAAAUUUUAACUUGUUUAAUGCACGCCGCCGUUCAAAAUGUAAAAUUUUAAAUAAUAGCGAUUGUGUUAAAUUUUAUCUAAGUUGUAAUUGGUCUUAAAUGCUUACGCUACCGAAUUUAUUUUAGCCCUUUUUAAAAUAUCAUAUUUUUUAACUUCUCAUGCUUGUAUCGCAUUCGCUUGGUAGUUCAACUUGAUUGUAGCACAUUUUGGAGAAGAAAAACCGAUGAUUGCUCGCGCAUUAGCUACAUACUCGGAGGCUAUAAGAUAUGCUCUAUCAAUGGGUCUUUUAAAUGUGAAUUUUUAGAAGUCGUUGAUGUUGAGCGGUCGAUUUAGAACAAAGACAUGCGUCGUUUAAAAAUAAUAUUGUAUUUGCUUUGCUCUUCAAAAUGUCUUCACCUUUCAACUGAUAGAAUAAAGUUAUCAAAUGAUUUUCAUAACAUUAUUUUUGUUAUAUACAUUUUUAGACACAAUACGAUUUAUAGAAAUCAGGUUGCGGUGCAGGUCUUUACCAUAAAAAUACCAAAUACAGCAUGUGUCAAUAUUCAAAACCCACUGUUACAAGUCGGAGCUCUUGAAAACCAUAACAUAGAAAUGAUAGGCGGCAGACAAAUAUGUCAAACAUUCAUCGCUUUUGCCAAUAUCCCCGGGCGUUCUGACAUUAAGGAGCUCACUGCGGAGGAAGGAAACAUUGAUGGAAACCUGCUUGGUAAGAGAUUUUGCUAUCUCAAAGUUAUCGGUUAUCAAAAAGUGGUGGUCUUUUAUAUAGGGUUUGAUUUUAAAGCUUUCGUUUGUGUUCUUGAAAUUGCAUGACGCCUCGUUGAGACAUUUUUAAUUUGAUAUAUCGAGUUUAAUAAAUCAUAUUUUCAGUAAAACAUUCGGUUGUUUACGAUAUUCAUGAAGGUUAUUCUAUUGUAGCCUGGUAACAUCAAAAUACAAGGUUAUACUCAAUAUGCAGACAUUUCGUUCAAAAGAACGCCGAAAAAUAUGGUAAAAGGUUUUGAGGGAAAAAAUUCUGAUUUCUUGGACAAAAGCCACAUUUGAAAGAAACCCCAUCGCGGCUCAUGUAUUGCCCCAUGUAAGACAGGCUCGAGAAGGUUACAAAUUUGAUUCCCAACGCUGAAAAAUUAAUGUCGAAGAGUUGAGAACCAACUUUGCAUAACAAUAACGCCUGGCGAAAUUCCCGUUCGUCGACUUAAAGUAGAUUUCAGGGUGAUAGUUCACAAAGAUCGCAUUUAAGGCUGUCGGUAUUUAUCUAUCUUUUGUAGAAAGCAUCUGCACUUUACCUGAGACACCGCCGAGGUGAUUUUCAAAUCUGGAUUGUUUGCUUUUUAGCCAACCUCCAGUGGAGUGACAAACUUAUUAAAACUUAUGCUUACCCAUAAUUCAAACAUCACGUUUCAUCUUCGCCGCCAGAGAAAAUUACCAUUUCUAUUUUCCAAAUUUUGAAUUUCACUCAUAAGGGUUUUUAUCAGUUCAAAUAUAGGAGCAUAUCUAAUAACGUUUGUAAUAAUAAAGACACUGAGUUAUGAGAUCUUUAUGUAGUUUAAAAGCGCGCCCAGAACGGAGUAAUUACUGUAUUUUAGUUAUUCUGAUUGCGACAGAUGCUUCUUUGCAAAUUGUUUAAGCUUUAUCUUCUUUAUAUCUUCAGUUACGUUUUCAGAGGCUAGGAUAUAUCGAUGUUCGUGCGCAAAUCAAUUUUUUUCGCGCCGUCCCAAUAAUUGUGGUGCUCAAAAUGUAUCGACAAUUGUCAUACCGUAUAGACAUACUCUGUACUGAAAAAAGCGAUUAAUUCCAAGUUAAGAAAAGCAAUGCCUUAUAAAUAUUUAAAGAUUUACUAUACCCCCGGGCAACUACGAAAAGGAAAAGUUACUCAUUUUUUGGACUGUACCAAGGUGUCGCGAAAGUCACUUACAAAAUGUAAGUAUAGAGCUCAAUCUUGUCUAUUUUAAUCUGCACAAAAGAUGGCGAAAUAUAACUGUUACUUUCCUUUUUAAGGAUAGGCGUAGAUAACAAUUGAUAAGAGUUUGAACAAGAUUAGUGGGCUCGAUCAAUUCAUCGCCAAAUGAGGGCAAUCGACGAAAUGUUUUUUUCUUCGAAGAUUCCAGCACAAGCUCUCUUUUUUGUACAAGCAGAAGGGAUACAUACACUUUCAUAACAAAUCGAUUUGAUAAGCGUCUGUGGAUUGUUAAAUUUCAUUUUUUUUAUGCAUAUUUCUCCAUUUCCUUCGAAAUAAUUUUCAGUUCUACUUCUUUACUAGGAAAGAUCUCGCCACCUCCACCGUUUUCUGCGUGAACUAGUUUUCAACUUUUUGUUGCAAAAACCUCAGUAUCGUGUUAAAAGCACCUUUCAAUUUUUUUGUCUUUCAUUCUAAUUCUUAGUGCGAAAUAAUUAUUUUUCCCAACGGACAUUUCAUCAUUUUUGGCAAGAAAUUAGGUAAAACGUCCAAUUGACGAGAUCUUAUGGAGUGAUAUUUCCAUUUCUAUAACUGCCAUUUUCAAACACGUUGUUUAUCUUACUUAGGUCAGCGGAUGAUAUCCGACGCGCCUUGAGUGGUAGACUGAGCACUACAACAAACCUUGGAGGUAUGACGAAUAAGGGAGUAUCCCCCGGGAUGGAACUACUUAUCCCAAGCUCCACGCUGGAGAGAGCACCGUCUUCAACUGGGGGACUAAGUUCCAAGAGCUCAAGAGAAGUGUUAACCAAUUCACUGAGAAAAUUGACCAAUCAGAUAACAGAAUUCAAGAGAAGCUUUACUCAGGAGCAACAUCAUUGCAAUCAUCGUCACGGGAGAACGCCGGAAGAUAGAGACGGAUGGAAAAAUAGGACUGAGUUCAUCUUGAUGUUGAUUGGUUACACGGUCGGACUUGGGAAUGUUUGGAGGUUUCCUUACUUAUGCCAAAAGAAUGGUGGAGGUGAGACAUGUUAUCUAAAAAAAAAAAUCACUAUUUUCCAAGGGUCUAGGUCUAGAAUUUGUUUCACAUGAUCGAUUUUUUCUCAUACCUUGUGACCUCUUGGUCUUGAAUUGGCGUAGAAAAUAUCUUUUAGUUGUCAAAUAUGCAACCCAACUGGUAGACCUAUGAUUUUUGUAAAGUCAGUGUAAAUACAGAUUUAAUGCAAAAAAAUGUAAGAUUGAAGAGGUCGCGGACGUUCAAAUUGUAAGGAGAUAAACUGAUCGAAGAAGUAUUCAUGGAAACUGUUUUAUCUUCGACUUCUUAAAAGUAUUCAUUAGAGACAAUUAAAAGACACGAUGAUGGUUUUCUAAAGAACAGAGUCGCGUCCACCAGCGACUGAAAGGUUUCACGAUGAAAAUAGGGUAAGGUGUCUUUAAUCAGUGUUUUGAGAAUUGAAUUUUUGAUCUGAUUUUUUAUUAGGACAUUGGUAAUCAUGUUUUAGUUCAUUAUAGUGUUAUGCUUUUAAUUUUACCAUAACCUGAAGAAAGCAGUUUUUGCGUCCAUCGUUAUUUAUACCUUUAUUUCUCCUUAGCGUCUUUCCUUAUUCCAUAUGGAAUCAUGCUUGCCUUAGAGGGCAUACCAUUGUAUUACUUGGAACUCUGCAUUGGUCAGCGGAUGCGGAAAGGCUCAAUAGGAGUAUGGAACGAAAUCUCGCCCUACCUUGGGGGACUAGGGCUGGCCUCUAUAGUAGUAUGCUUUUUAGUAUCACUCUAUUACAAUGUCAUCAUUGCAUGGUGCGUUUUUUACUUCUUCAAGUCGUUUCAAAAUCCUUUACCUUGGACAUCAUGUCCACUCGAACCAGUGACUGUCGGUAAUGUCACGACAAUGGAGCCUGUGCACGAGUGUAAAAUAACCUCACCAACUGAGUAUUUUUGGUAUCGAACUACAUUGGGAAUGUCUUCAAGCAUUGAGGAAGGCGGCGGUAUGAAUUGGAAGCUUUGCGCAUGUCUAGUUGGAAUUUGGUUGGUGAUUUGGCUAUGUAUGAUGAAGGGAAUCAAAAUUACUGGAAAGGUAAAUAGAGCCUUAGUUAAUUUCAAUGUCGAAUAUAAUGUUGCAAUGAAAACCAAGAUUUCUAUCCAAUGCAGCGCACUGAUAGGCAUAGCUGGAGAGGAUAUUCUUGUAAUCUAACGGGAUAUCGUAUUGGUGCAAAGUGUUUAGGUUAAAAUUGCGAUUUUAGAACUGACGAUGUGUUUCACAAAAAUUGAGUUCGAGGCAUCUUUGGGAUGUGCGUAAUACUUGAUUUAGGACUAACAAACUUACCUAAAUGAUUUCUUGAUUCAACUCCUCGUCAGAUAAGGAAUUCACUUUUCAGUAAUAACGUUAGACUUGAGAUCGCAAUGACGUCUCUUCAGUUCCUCCAAGAUCAAGGAUUUCCAACCCAGUAUGUUUCUCUUUUGUCUUUAUUGCAGAUUGUAUACAUGACUGCCACCUUGCCCCUGAUCCUGUUGAUAAUAUUUUUCUUCCGCGGAGUUCAUCUCAAGGGAUAUCAAGAAGGAUUAGCCUUACUUUUUAUUCCGGAGGUUAGCAAAUCUGUCGAAGGGCUAACGCUCGAAAUGUCAGCUUCGAAACUCUUUACGAUGGCCAAUUUACGUUAUCAACUCAGUUGAACCAGUCAGUCAGAGUCACCUAGUCUGUCAGUCAGUCAGUCCACCAGUUAAUCAGUCAGUUACAUCAGUAGGUAACUAGAAAAAAGUCCGUCCAUAAAAAAACCAAACUCUUAGUCAGUACAUCACUUAGCCAAUUGAUCAAUCUGCAAAGGGCUCACGCUCGAAACGUCAGCUUAGAAACUCUUUACAGUGACCAAUUUCCAUCAUCAACUCAAUUGAUAAAUCCAAAUAAUCUUGUAACACGCCACAUCAAUGCAGUACCACCUUUUUUUUUUUAGAAAGUAAUCCCCUUCCUUUAGUCAGUGUAUUAUAGUCAAAUAAUCAGUGAGUCAGUCUGUAAGGUAAAUGGCAUAUUACUAAAACACUAGUCUGAGGUUUCUUCUGCAUUUUUUUCACUAGUUUGACCGGCUAAAAGAUCCUCUGGUAUGGUUGGAUGCCGCUGUACAGAUCUUUUACUCGCUGGGUGUGGCUUAUGGAUCCUUGAUAGCCUUUUCCAGUUACAUGCCGAUCAAGAACGAUUCGACAAGAGACGCAAUCACAGUUUGCCUUAUCAACUGUGCAACGUCCAUUUACGCCAGUGUUGUUGUCUUUUGCUUUAUUGGUUUUCAGGUAUUUUUAGCGAUUUUUAAUAUUUAGUUUCGCGGUAUUGGUGCAUAUUUUUAUUAGGCCUUUACGCUCAUGCAUCAGUAUGCAUAUUCUCCAUACUGUUCUCGAUACAUUUCCUAAGGUGCUAAGCAGGUGAAUUUGUUUAACAAUCAAGGCUUGUUUAGUUGGUGAUCAUUUUCUUUCUUCUCGUGACCUCAAUGUUUGACUAAGGCCGGGGUGAUACAGCAAGAGGAAAGUAGAUGCCAGUCACCCUCUUCCCUGUUCGAAAGGAGACAUCGUGCCAAUAAAAUGUUUUACCGACCAAUAAAACACAAUGACUCUUACGAGAGGAGCGCGAACCCGCCUUUGCCACGACGACGAGCCGACCAUCUCUGAAGGGCACAAUUUGUAUAUUCCAGGAGCUUUUAUCCCCUAUUUUACUCUGUUCCUUUGUUAAAUCUUACUCUUCUGGCAGAUAAGCAUCUGUGUUCUCAUUACCUGUUUGUUUGCGGAUAUAACAAAAAUGUAAGGAAAAAUCACAUUCCCAUCACUAUUGAGAAUUGAGGUUUCAUCAAGUCUGUACUAUAUUUUUCAGGCUGAAGACAGAAUGGAGCAUUGUCUAGAAGAUCAAGCUAAACAGGCUAUGCGCCUGUUGAAUGGUACAGGUGUCAGCGGUGCGGAAACGCUGGACCAAGCAACAUACAACGAACAUCUUCAAAGAGCCUCGAUUUUCUUCAAUGAAACGCUUAUUACGUGCGUCAAAUCAAAGUUUUUAACGGUUAGUUGUUGACCAAAGAAAGCGUAUGCCUUAUGGUCAUCUUACAAGGACAGUUUUAACUGUAUUCACGGUAUGGCACAUUCCCUGACGGGUGGGCAGUGGAGGUACACCUUAAAUAGGCCAUACAUGUUCAACGUUUAUUUGUAAAUACAUGAAAGUGUUUAUAUUUCCCUAUUUCGAAAUUUUUCCCUAUUUGUAUUUCGCUUAUUGCUUUUAAAAUUCACUACGAGCCUUGCGCUUAACCUCAUCCAAUAUAUAUUCAUCCAAUAUAUAUUGUUAUACAGGAUAUAGAGCUACCAUUCUUGUGGAAUUGGAGCAAGUUUUUCAAGUCCCUACAUAGACACUUGAAAAACCUGGCCUCCACUAGUUUCGCCAAACUAGAAUCACCUACGGUCCAAUAUGGGCCCCAUGCUUACGUUACCACUGCUCGGCCUAAAUUUUCUCGAUAGUCUUAUUCUGGGUGUCUAUUAUUAACCUACUUUGUGGGAGCGUGGUCUCUCGGUUGCGAUUUACGCUGUUCCGAUUAAAAGAUUCUAUUUGACUUUUUUAGAUCCCAUCUGGCCAAGGAUUAGCCUUUAUAGUAUUCACAGACGCGAUCAACAAGAUGCCUUUCGCGCAACUCUGGGCGGUCAUGUUUUUCCUCAUGCUGAUUACGGUUGGACUUGAUACGGAGUUUGGAAUGUUAGAAGGCGUGGUCACACCUGUGGUUGAUAUGAAAUUAUUUCCGAAACUGAAGAAGGAAUAUAUAUCAGGUAAAUUAAGCGAUCGAACAAGCAUAGAAGAUAAAUUGCGAUUUCUGUUUCGAUUUCUAUUCGUAUUUGCAUUUGUUCAUACACAAGACAGGAUGAGGUGGGAGAAGUUGAUUCGUGAAAAAUUUUUGAAACUAUUUCGUGCCACGCUGUGAAGAUAUUUAGUCCACUGCACUAGUCUUGACUUCUCUCGUUAAGUUUCCGUCUGGUAAGAGUAUCAGCCGAAAGAGUUGGGUAUUGCCCUCGGGCGAAAGUGUCACUUGAUUUCUAGUAGGAUUAUGUAUUUUUUUCCUUUUUUUACCUAAAGGAAUUCUUUGUCUGGUGUCCUGUCUGAUGGGUCUGCCUUUGGUUCAGUAUUCAGGAGAGUACUGGGUUCAACUUAUCGUCGCUUAUUGUUCUGGUAUUCCUUUACUGAUUAUCGCCUUAGUGGAAUGCAUCGCUAUUUGCUACAUCUACGGUAUUGACAGGUAAAGCAGAAAAAUGUUCUUGCUUUAGCAAGUAUCAAUCUACCAGUCAUUUUCUUUGAGACGUUAAGUCUAAUGACUGAAUGCUUGUUCGUAAUAUAAACAGGAGUUAUAAUGGUAAUUGGACUGAGUGGAGUCCGAAUGGAGUUUUUGACCAAUCGCAGUUCCGCUUCGCGGUCAUCGAUUUUUUUAUCACUCUUAUGAUUACGGACCAAAAUGGACGACAUGACGUCCUGCUUCCAAUUGAUCAUAACCAUUACAAUUUCCGAGAAGAACAAAACAAUUUAUUGGAAAAAAUAUAUCCGCUAGAGAUAUUUUCUAAACUAAUAAAAUACCCCAAAUUUUGAAAUUCCCCAGUUCUGUUGCGUAAUCGGUUGUUGCUAUGGAAAUUGUUAUCGAUUCUGUGUUUGGUGGACUUGGUAUGAUUGGCUGCUUCAACUGUCUGAUUACAGGUAUCUGAUUACAGCCCGACUAUCCAAUCACACUAUCCGAACUGAGGAAUUUUUUUACUUUAUACGUUGUCUCUAGAUUUUGUGAUGACAUAAAGUACAUGACGAAUAAACCUCCACGUUUUAUUUGGAAAUGGUGUUGGAAAAUCAUCUCUCCGGUCACCAUUUUCCUUGUGCUUUCCAUGAGCAUCAAGAGCAUGUCGGAGACUACACCGCAGUACUCAGUCUGGGACGCCAGUAAGGUACUAGUCUUACCAUAUAAACUUAGUCAUUUCCAACGUUACAAGCCCUAUUACCAAAGGAAUGAAACAUAUUUUAAAGCACACUUGGAUUAUUUUUCGUAUGACCCUCACCAAAGUAAUGACAAAUGCCCGUCAGACCCACAAGGGGUCACAGAUCUCAAAGCGAAAGUAAGUACACGGCCUUAAAAGAUCGCGAAAGACCUUGGUCACAAUAGUUAGUUUUGAUCUUACACCUGAUGGGUUUAGGAAGUGGUGUGAGUUUUCUACACUGUCACUGAUGAUCUUUUCAUUCAAAUUUCUAAAGUUUGAAUCUUCAUUAUGCUGAAGUGUUUUUUUUGUUUUUUAUUUGUUUUUUUUUUUGUAGGGUAAAGUUGUUUGGACUACGUAUCCUCCAUGGGCGAAAUUCCUGGCCAUAAUGAUCACUCUCGUGUCAAUAAUAUUUAUCCCUGGAGUGGCAUUGUUACGCUACUUCCGAGUUAUCGGAAUGGGAACACCUGAGCUUCCCACGGUGAUACUGGACGCUGAUGUUGACACUGACCUGAAUUCUUCGGAAUUGCAACCACUUCACAACGGCAAGCCAACGAAGAACAAGAAAAGGAGAAAGCUCAGUCGUGCCAGAAGAAAGUUCAUGCUUGAAGAGAAAGAAACAGAAAGAACGGAAGGGAACAAAAAUGGUCCUUUAAACAGAGUUAUCACUGCUAAUGGUCAGACAUAUCAGCUUGUGAACCAGCACAACGGCGCGGCUAUGUUUAUCUAGCAUUAUGUUCAGAAUACUUAUAGCAUGCACUUUAACUUAACACGAGACGAUUUUCGGCCUCUGGGCUACUUUAGAAACGCCAGUUAACGUAUUUAUACUUUUAUUUCUACGUUAAAGGGUUUCUAAUGGUCAAUGUCGGGCAUAGCCAGUGAAUGAAUAACCCUGACAGAGACGUAUUCCUCGAGAACACGGGUAUGUCCUUCCCUUGCUGUGGGGGCAAGGUGGAAUUCCAGAGUAUCACUCUUUCUGUCUCGUAGUUCAAUACUGGAACAUUUAUAUUGUAACAGCCGGAAUUUUCGAAAUGAAAUAUACCGUAAAUUUCAGUGAAAUAGUUUUUAUAGAAAUUUGCUGAAAUUAAUUCAGAAUGCUGAUCACUUUUGCAGUAGUAACUCUGUAUAGUAUGUCCGCAAACACAACUCACCCUGGAAAAAAAUCUAGGGAAAAUCACCCAAAGUAGUGAACUGGAGCACCAGAUUUUUCUUUGAUUAGUGGAGCAUACAAGCAACACCAUGUUGACUGGUUAGGUUUUGUAACAGUCGUUUACAAAUUAUUACUUGAAAUCCUGGCUUCGGCUAAGAGUAGAAACCAUAAUAAUAGUUUCGCAUAUUUAAUCAUUUUUAUUCAAUAUGGCUCACUGUAUGGGUUAUUUACACCAAUUUUGAACUUAGUAAUAUGGUGUUUUGUAUUUAUUUGUCUCAUUUCCUAAUGUUCAGUUUUCUAACUCCUAGCUUUGAAGGAAGUGGGGUUUUAGAUCGACUUAGGGGCUUUCAGUUGACAAUCAAGAAGCUGGAAUCAAAGCUGGAGUCAGAAACUAGAACUCCAAUCAGUCAUGAAUAUCAUAAUUACAGUAAUUGACAAUCGUAAAUUUCACUCGUUGAGCAAUAAACGCAGGCG
Molecule: messenger RNA, 9568 nt
Organism: Pocillopora meandrina
Lineage: Eukaryota; Metazoa; Cnidaria; Anthozoa; Scleractinia; Pocilloporidae
Source: the annotation of a GenBank genome assembly